Molecule: messenger RNA, 2166 nt
Organism: Fusarium sp. VM40
Lineage: Eukaryota; Fungi; Ascomycota; Sordariomycetes; Hypocreales; Nectriaceae
Source: the annotation of a GenBank genome assembly
AUGGAUCGCGGAUCAAUCUACUCCACUCACGUGUACGAGCCAAGCUUUGGUGAGAAUGGUGAUACUCGACUGCAGCUUCAAACGCAGCUCGAAACAUUCAUCCUUGACUUCAGACUUGACAACAACUUUGUCUACAGAGAUCAGCUACGAGAGAAUGCUCUUCUUAAGCGGUACUUCUGUGAUGUCAACAUCAACGAUUUGAUCAGCUUCAACGAGGAACUGGCACAUCUGCUGGCAUCUGAGCCAGCUGAGAUCAUCCCUCUGUUCGAGAAUGCACUGAAAAAAUGUACUCACCGCAUUGUCUUCCCUCACGAGCCCAAGGUCGAGAUUCCUGACCACCAGCUCCUCCUUCACUCAAAUGCCGACGACGUCUCGAUCCGCAAUCUCGAUUCCAUGACUAUCGCGAAACUGGUACGGGUACCAGGUAUUGUUAUUGGUGCCUCUGUCAUGUCCUCAAAAGCGACCGCACUCCAUAUUCAAUGCCGUAACUGCGGGCACACACAAAACCUUCCUAUCCUGGGUGGCUUCACCGGUGUCACCUUGCCCCGACAAUGCGCACGUAGCCGAGUUCCAAACGACCCGACACCAAAAUGUCCUAUGGACCCCUACUUCGUGGUCCACGAGAAGUCUGGCUUUGUCGACCAGCAAAUUAUCAAACUUCAAGAAGCGCCCGACCAGGUUCCUGUCGGAGAACUGCCUCGACACGUUCUUAUUUCCGCUGAUAGAUACCUUACAAAUAGAGUUGUUCCCGGAUCGAGAUGCACUGUUAUGGGCAUCUUCUCGAUCUACCAGAACAAGGCCUCUAAGAACUCGUCCAAUGGCGGUGCUGUGGCCAUUCGUACCCCUUAUCUGAGGGCGGUCGGAAUCCAAACAGAUAUUGACCAAGCAGCCAAGGGAAACGCCACUUUCUCCGAAGAAGAAGAACAGGAAUUCUUGGAGCUCAGCAGACGGCCUGAUAUCUACGACGUUAUGACCGAUUGCAUCGCCCCCUCUAUUUACGGAAACCGCGAUAUUAAGAAGUCAAUUCUUUGCCUACUAUUAGGUGGCUCAAAGAAGAUCCUUCCCGACGGCAUGAAGCUAAGAGGUGAUAUCAACGUAUUGCUUCUUGGUGACCCUGGUACAGCCAAGUCUCAGCUUCUUAAGUUCGUCGAGAAAGCAGCUCCCAUCUCCAUCUACACCUCAGGAAAGGGUUCUUCCGCCGCAGGUUUGACAGCCUCCGUUCAGCGUGAUCAUUCUACUCGCGAGUUUUAUCUCGAAGGUGGUGCUAUGGUCCUGGCCGAUGGUGGUGUAGUGUGUAUCGAUGAGUUUGAUAAGAUGAGAGACGAAGAUCGAGUGGCCAUCCACGAAGCUAUGGAACAGCAAACUAUUUCCAUCGCCAAGGCGGGUAUCACUACCAUUCUCAACGCACGGACAUCAGUUUUGGCUGCUGCCAACCCUAUCUUUGGUCGAUAUGAUGACAUGAAGACCCCUGGAGAGAACAUUGACUUCCAGACAACCAUUCUGUCACGUUUCGACAUGAUUUACAUUGUCAAGGAUGAGCACAGUCGUGAAAAGGAUGAGACAAUGGCCAAGCACGUUCUCAGUAUCCAAAUGAACGGUCGAGGAGCCGAGGAUAUGGCUGAGUCUGAAAUUCCUAUCGACAAGAUGCGAAGAUACAUCACCUACUGCAAGACCCGUUGUGCUCCCAGACUUAGUCCUGAAGCCGCUGAGAAGCUUUCUUCUCACUUUGUCUCCAUCCGUCGCCAGGUUCACGCUGCUGAGAUUGAGGCAAACUCUCGUUCUUCUAUUCCCAUUACCGUCCGUCAGCUCGAGGCUAUUGUUCGUAUUACCGAGUCUCUUGCUAAGCUUACCCUCUCUCCUAUCGCUACAGAGACGCAUGUCGAUGAGGCCAUUCGUCUUUUCCUGUGCUCCACCAUGGAUGCCGUCAAUCAAGGCAGCAACCAGGGUAGUCGUGAGUUGAAUGACGAAGUCAACCGCCUUGAGACAGAGCUCAAGCGCCGUCUGCCUAUCGGCUGGAGUACUAGCUUGUCUACACUAAAGAAGGAGAUGGUCGAAGGCAAGGGAUACAGUGAACAGGCGCUCAACCGGGCGUUGAUGGUUCUCCAACGGAGAGAUACAAUCAUGUUCAGAAACCAAGGUGCACAAGUGUACAGAAAUGGAGCUUAA